AAAUAUUUAACUCGGAUUUUAGCCAUUCCAAAAUUAAGUUACUCGUGUCCGAAUAGUCAUAACAUGGAUUCGGCUUCGUAGUUGUGUCUUAUUAAUUGUUUUAAAGUCUGCUGACUUAUUAAUUAUGAUUGACUGAAGUAAAUAUUAUAUAAAUUAUCACCAAUGGAGUUAUUCGUACAUUCUUCGGUAUACUUAUAUUGACCAACGGAAUCCACAAUGGCAUUUUGGUAUUUUGAUAAGGAUGAAAUACGUCGAACUGCCUCAGCCCAGGACGGUAUACCAUAUGAACUUGAAUCUCGGUAUCGGCAAGAAGGAGCACGAUUUAUUAUUGAUGCUGGAACUAAGAUGGACUUGGGAUACAAUACCAUGGCGACUGGGGUUGUAUAUUUUCAUCGUUUUUAUAUGUAUCAUUCAUUCAGCACAUUUCCGCGUUACUUAACAGCGUGUUGUUGUUUGUUUCUGGCUGGUAAAGUUGAAGAAACACCAAAAAAAUGUAAAGAUAUAAUAAAAAUAGCAAAAGCAUUAUUGCCUGAAGAUAAGUACGAAACUCUCGGACUUGACCCAAGGGAAGAAGUGAUGGUACUAGAACGAAUAUUAUUACAAACAAUUAAAUUUGAUUUGCAAGUUGAUCACCCAUAUCAGUUCCUUCUUAAAUAUGCAAAAUGCUUGAAAGGCGAUAAAGCUAAGCUUACUAAAAUGGUUCAAAUGGCAUGGACAUUUGUAAAUGAUAGUUUAUGUACUACGCUUUGUCUUCAAUGGGAGCCAGAAAUCAUUGCUGUAUCGUUGAUGUAUCUUGCAUGUAAAUUAAGUAAAUUUGAACUUAACGAUUGGCAGGGCCGUACGUCUAAUCAUUUACGUUGGUGGGACAUGUUUGUUCAAGGAAUGAAUAUGGACUUGCUUGAAGAUAUUUGUCAUCAAGUACUUGAUCUGUAUUCUUCCCCUGUUGAAAAAUCAGCGCCACUAUCUCCUCCAUCUCAUGACAAAUUUGUGGUACCUAAGAAAGUUGUACCUCCCCAGUCAAUCUAUCAGAAAUUAUUGUUACAAAAAAUGGCUGAUAAGUACAGCCUCACACCCGAACAGGCAAUGCAAGCAGCAAUGACCAAAAAUGUUAAAUUGUUAUCUACGCAAGUUUAUAGCACACCAACAAAAUCAAUUUUACCUAUGCCACCAGGAAUUAAGCCUCAAACAAAUUCUACUAUUAUGUCGUCAAAACCUCAGACUAUACAAAAACCAUUUUUGCAACCACCUCCUAUACCGCCAAAACUUUUGUUGCAACAACCAUCACAAAAACGUCCUCCGUUACCAUCAACUAGACCACCAUUACCUAUACGGCCACCGCCACCUCCACCUCCAUCGCAACCACCUCUUCCACCAACACCUAAUCAAAUAAUAAUGCCUCCACAAGGUGUUGCGCCAUUACCACAUCCACCUAUGCAACCGCCACCUAUGCCUCCUGGAAAUUUCCCCAUGUACCCAUAUGCUCCACUUCCAACAAAUCCAGCACAACAGUUUGCUAAUCAUAUGUUUCCGCCCCAACCGCCUAAUAUGAUGCCUACUACCUCAUCAUCGUUCCGUGGCCAUGAAUCGAUGACUUCUAUUGGUGUUCAGUAUAUGAACGAAGCACCCCCCUCUAGACCUCCUUACAAUGAAAAAUACAAUCAAAGAGAAAAUUUGUCGCAUCCACCAGUGCAGUCGUAUAAUGAAUAUGAUAUGCAAGAUGGAGGAUUUCAAGAUUCAUAUGAUGAAAACAGACAAAAGUAUAUUGAUGGACGAUCGUACACCCGUGAAGUUGCGUACGGUGCGUCAAAUUAUGGCAAUGGUCAGCAUUAUAGUGAAAGUGCUCAACAUUUUAGCGAAAGUAGUCAGCAUUACAGCGAUAGUGCUUCACAUUAUUCAGAUGCUACUUAUCAACAGUAUAGAGGCAGUGGUCCUCCAACCAAUCGGAAUUUCAAUAAUAGAAAUAGUCGUCCUCCUCCUACUUAUCAAAGCAGACAAGUUCGAAAUCAUCCUUAUCAGAAACGAUAG
This is a messenger RNA of Adelges cooleyi (spruce gall adelgid), 2025 nucleotides long. RefSeq names its product cyclin-K-like. The coding region runs from base 217 to 2025 and encodes 602 amino acids. The record is from RefSeq and is a predicted model, not a curated record. The transcript has 8 exons. Gene Ontology annotation, cellular component: nucleus; cyclin/CDK positive transcription elongation factor complex. Gene Ontology annotation, molecular function: cyclin-dependent protein serine/threonine kinase activator activity. Lineage: Eukaryota; Metazoa; Arthropoda; Insecta; Hemiptera; Adelgidae. Gene Ontology annotation, biological process: regulation of transcription by RNA polymerase II; positive regulation of DNA-templated transcription, elongation.